AAAACUGGAAUCCACACCCUCUAUCUGCAGGCUGCUUAUCAUGUUCAGACACCUCCUUGCCUUUGUCUCUUCCAGAUGGCUGUCAGAGACUGUUCCGAAAACUGAACAUAAGCUGCAAGUAAAUCAGUUGAAGAAGGAUAUUUUCGGAGCAUUGAGCAGGAUUUCCACAAAGGUCAAUAUCCAAAUGUCCUAAAGAAGCAGUCAGGAGUGAUGGAUUCUCCAGACUUUUCCCUGAUGUCAUCACUCAGAGGAGAUUUUAAACCAGAGAAUUACAUUAAGCCUCAUUAUAAGGAGUCGUAUCGCCUGGCAAUUGAUCGCCUCGCACAAGACGGCAUAGAUGGUUACCAUGAGUUCAUCAAGGAAGAAAGAAUAGGGAGCCUUCUCUCUGAGGAUGAGAUUCUCUUCAUCACAGCCAAUAUAGAACAUCUGAAAGCUCAAAACAACACUGCAGAGGAAGUCAGCAGUAUACCAGACAAUGAGUCUUCCUCUGGGACAUACUGGCCCAUGCACUCAGAUGUAGAAACUCCAGAUUUAGAUUUGGGAUGGCCAGAGGUCCUGUACGAAAAACCUCAGACAAAUAUAGAUCUGCUCUUUAAUCCACCAAGAUUAAACAACCCAACCAUAAAAGAAGUGAUCCGGAAGAAUAUUCAGGAUGCAAGACAGGUCAUUGCCAUCGUGAUGGACGUGUUCACUGAUGUGGAUAUAUUCAAAGAAGUUGUAGAAGCGUCUGUGCGAGGAGUUCCAGUCUAUGUCCUAUUGGAUGAUUUCCAUUUGAAAAGUUUCCUUAAAAUGGCUGAAAAUCAAGAUGUCAAACUUCAUCAACUUAGGAACAUGAGGGUGCGCACUGUGAAAGGUCAGAAUUACCUCUGUCGAUCAGGAGCAAAAUUUCAUGGAGCAAUGGGGCAGAAGUUUCUUUUAAUCGACUGCUACACAGCAAUUUAUGGAUCAUACAGCUUCUCGUGGUCUUUUGAGAAGAUCAAUUUGAGCAUGGUUCAGGUCAUCACUGGAUUUCUUGUGAAGUCGUAUGAUGAGGAGUUUCGAACACUCUAUGCCCGCUCGACUUUGCCUGAUGCCCUCACUCCACCAGAGAGUUUAUUUCAACGGAAUGGACCCCAGGAGCGACAGAUUUUGCCCAAAACUCAUUCUGCUCUACAAAUUGGGAGGAGAGACCAGCUGCGGCAAUCCUUAGACACAGUCUAUCGGAAAACCUGUGAGAGGAAACUUGGUACAAGAGAUCUAGAGGACAGGCUCAUUGAAGAGAAUGGUCACAUGUUUAGGCCUUUAAUAGGAAAUGACGUCGGCCUUCAAGGACCCCAACUUCACCAAUAUGAUUCUACAGCUGCAAUGAACUUCUUGAAACGGCAUAGCUAUGCUGGGGAAAGGGAGGAUGAAUAUAUCCCCGAAAACACCAGGCCCAGAGGGAGCAACUGGAACAUCUCCAGAGAUACAAGGCAUGCACCCAUUAACUAUGCUAUGGAUAAUUAUUUGCAAGUGCCAUUGUUAUACAAAGGCCAACACAUGCGCAAGUCUUACAGUGGUAAAGACAAACAGGUUCUUUGCAUGCAGCAGAACAUGCCAAGUUUAGAGAACACUUCCAAGUCAUUUAUGCGCUCAUUGAGGAUAGAAUCCUUCCUUAAUAACCCAGAUAUCUCAUGUGCAGACUCAAAUGACUAUAUCGACCAUUUUGAACACAUGGACAAAAGCCUUUCCUCUAUGCAGGGAAAAAUGAGGACCUCUCUUGCUUUAAGGUCCGCCAUACCAGAACAAAUGGAGGCACAAAGAUAUGCAAAUACCUCCACAGCCACACCAAACACUCUUUUGCACUAUUCAUCUAUGCAGUGGAAUCCUACAGUGGCUGAAAACAGAAUGAAUACUGAUGAGUAUGUUUCAAUGAGACAAAGUCUGCAGGUUUUGGAGAACAAUCACAAUAACCCAGUUCAUGGUCCUGGUAGAAACUCGUAUCAAGCUUCAUAUGCUAGCUUAGGCAGGGCUAAACGUGGACAGGUAAUCAGCAACCCUGACAUCAUGACAGACAGCUGGCAGAAAAGGCACAGUGUGGCAGACCCACGAUCAAACACUGAGCUGGGUGAAUCUCUAGUUCACAAGUAUGGAGCUUUUGCGAAAACGCAACAUAACAGAGCCACAGCAGGAGUUGAUGCAAAAAAUGGAAGAUAUGGAUCAACUAUGAAUGAAGAUCAACGAUCCAUCUCCCAUUAUGAUGUAAAGAAAAUCACAGACACUAACAGUAUUCACACUUGGCAGGACUCCCCAUCCAGGGCGGUGUCUGCAGCAGCCUUGGAUUUAGACAGCAAGGACUUGACCAAAAAAGCUAACAGCAUGGGGUCUCCAUAUUUUCAAAAGAAUUCAAUGGCAAUAAAAACUUUGAUGAACAUACCAGAGAAAAAGGAAAAUGCCGUCAAAACAAUGACGCCAAGCCUGACUUCAGCAGAAAGUACAAACACAUUAACAGCUGAAGAUGAGGAGAAACCAUAUGAUGGGACAAAAAAUCCCCAAAGCACAACUAAACAAAAGAACACAAAAGACGAUGACAGUCUAAAAUAUUCAAAACCACGUUUCCUAACGGAGGAAUUCCAACAUUCACCUAAAAGCUCGCUCACAAAAACCACCACACAAAAGAAGUCUUCCCUUUUUGACAGAAGCUCAAGAUCUGGUGGUGAAAAUCGCCUCUACAGCAGAUUUGAGCCUUUCUGCGCAUUUGAUAAGAAACACUCUCAAGCCAGUGGGUCUGGCAACGUGCACUCUCAGGAGAAAACCAAAAGUCUUCCUAAAGGUGAGGGGGCUGCUGAAUACCACUCCACCAGGGGCGCAAAAGGGCACAAUGAGAACAAGCUGGAGAGAUUCUUUCAAAGAGUGGGGAAUCUAAUACACAAGAACAAGUAGCGACUUCAGUUUCAGCAGCACUCAUCGUCUGCACAGGUCACUUGUUUGGAAUGCUGAUAUUCUGAGAACUGUAAAGUUUAUGAAUUCACUUCUACUUUUUCCUGAUUAAGGAUUACAGAUCAUUUGAAUAUGCAAUUUGUAACAUGUGUUUGUGUUCAUCAUUCACUUUUGUCAACCCCUACUCUGUGUUCAAAUACAAUCAAAAUGUUUGCAAUAGCAGAUGCUUAUUUCAAAAUGUCAUUAAUAAGUGUAGUUUGUUGUUGUACAUAUAUAUCUGUAUAGGUAUAUAGUUUACAAAUACUAAGGGAGCUGUAACUUCAUGACUCUGCUUGACUGUUGAUAAUAACUCAAAGUAGAUAAAGAUAUUGCAAGCCUUCACAGGUAAUGACAAACACAUCUUUUACUUGCACUAUAUCCUUCUAGUUUAUGUUUUAACAGGUUUUACACAGAUAGAAGGUGCAGGAAUGCUGCUUUAAUUUUUCACCACUUUUUACUUGGGG
This is a messenger RNA of Menidia menidia (Atlantic silverside), 3401 nucleotides long. The record is from the annotation of a GenBank genome assembly. NCBI's taxonomy places the organism in Eukaryota, Metazoa, Chordata, Actinopteri, Atheriniformes, Atherinopsidae.